GGUCCCGGCGACAGGGACAAACAUGGCGGCGGUGAGCGCAGCUGGUCGCCUAUUCCGACAUUAAAGCGUGUUGUUGGAUCCUCGCUCGGGGCAGCGCCUUCAGGGGAGAGUUGUGGAAAAGCGCCGGCUCGGAGUUUCCUGGACACCAGGAGCAGAAUGAGUGCGGAAGCAGCUGAUCGGGAGGCAGUAACUUCCAGUCGACCCUGCACUCCACCUCAGACCAUCUGGUUUGAGUUUUUAUUGGACGAAGGAUUGCUGGAAAAACACCUACAAAAAUCUUACCCAGACCCAUCACCGAUUCAGCUGAUAACGCAGUUUUUGGAGCAGGCCUCCAAACCGUCUGUAAAUGAACAGAACCAAGUCCACCCGCCGAGUGAAAAUAAAAGGAAUCGGACACUGAAGCUCCUUGCUCUCAAAGUAGCCGCACACUUGAAAUGGGAUUUAGAGUUGUUAGAGAAAAGUUUGACAGUGCCCGUGCUGAAUAUGCUUCUGAAUGAGCUGCUCUGUAUCAGCAAGGUCCCUCCAGGUGUAAAGCACGUUGACCUAGACUUGGGCAGCCUGCCUCCAACCACCACCAUGGCUAUUCUGGUGUAUAACAGAUGGGCAGUUAGAACAACUGUUCAGAGCAGCUUUCCAGUGAAACAACAAAAACCAGGGCCUCCGCAGUUAAAUAUAAUGAGUCAGUUGCAGCAAGAAAAAGAAGUGACAGAUAACAUUUUAAAAGUGCUGAAGGAGCAGGCUGGAGACUCCAUUCUGGUUUUAGAGAGAGCACUGCAGUUGACGACAGAUCUGUCUGUACAUACAAUGAAUACACUGGACCAGAUGGUUGGAGAAUCCUGCCUAACAAACGGAGACACGGAGAGUUCAACAGCUGGUCUGCGAAUCAGUACGGAUGAAAUGCAUUGCCAGGUUUGCUAUGAUCUGGGCACAGUGUUCUUCAGUCAAGGCUCUUCAAAUCCACCUGUCUAUGAAAAAGCUAAGGAACAUUUCUUCAAAACAAGUGAACUGCUCUCAAAGAUCGGAGCUGAGCCCGUUCACUGUCGGAUUGACCAGAAAAGAUUUGAUGGUUACUGCCAAGCUUGUGCAGUGCUAACAGUCCCGUCGGAUGUAAAUGAGCUGCAGCUGACAACGUAUGGCCGGGUUCAUCAUUGCAUCAAAUCCAAUAACUAUCAGGGAUUAAUUGAGAUUUUCCUCAAUGACAACGUUACCUUGAGUUUGUUACCCCACUUCAGACAGUCUGUCCUGAGAGAGCUUUCUCAGAUGGCUCAAAAUGGAGAUAGAAACUUAGAAGAGGUUUGCUGUAAAAUCUGUAUAUGCAAUACCAUUCGAGAUGUCCUGGAGCAGCAGAUGAUUGGAGUACGGUUCCAUCAACUAAUGCUGAAGCCGACCAAAGAAAGAAUCGACUUCCUGCUGGAGACAUGUGUACGGUCAUUAAACCUGGAUCAAGCUUCAGAAGACUCUAAACGAAAUGUUGCUGCUUUCUUAAAGAAUCUGUGCCAAAGUUUGGAUGAGCCCCAGUUUGUUUUCAUGAUUACUUCACAUGACUUGUGCAUUAAAUUGCUGAUGGAUGAAGAACGAAAACAGAUAGUUGAUCAAAUAAAAAAGCGAUCUUCUCGUGUUAAGUUCUCUGCUAAACCUUUGACCGUUUUCUAUGAUAUACCAGCAUCACCCAGUGUCAGUAUUGGUCAGUUGGAACACCAGCUCAUCUUAACAGUUGACCCAGGGAGGAUUCGACAGAUUUUGAUUGAACUACAUGGGAUGACAUCAGAUCGGCAAUUCUGGACGGUUUCCAAUAAGUGGGAAGUGCCAACGGUUUAUGGUGGAGUUAUUCUUGGAAUUAAGGAUAAUCUGACCAGGGAUUUGGUAUACAUACUGAUGGCUAAAGGUCAACAUUGCAUUAUGAUCAAGGAUUUUGCCCAUGCAAGGCAGCUCUAUUCUACCUGCCUCGAACUGGUUACAGAAUUUUCCCCAAAACUCCGGCAGGUUAUGCUCAAUGAGAUGUUACUCUUGGAAAUCUCUGCCCACAAAGCAGAGACAGAAAGUCCAGGAGAACGCCCACCAGCUGACCUUGUGAGCCGCGUUCGAGGUUACCUUGAGAUGAGACUACCAGACAUCCCAUUGCGACAAAUUAUAACAGAAGAGUGUGUAGCCUUCAUGUUGAACUGGAAGGAGCACGAAUAUCUCACACUUCAAAUUCCUGCACCCCUGACCCAGAACAAUCCAUUUGUGAAGCUGGGACAACUCUUGGCUGCAACUUGCAAAGAGCUACCUGGCCCAAAAGAAAGCAGAAGAACUGCUAAAGACCUUUGGGACGUAGUUGUUCAAAUCUUCUGUUUAUCUAGUCAGCACAAACGGGUUAAUGAUGGAAGAAGCAAUUUAAUAAAAUACCGAGAAUCCACGCUGGGGAUCAUGAAGAGGAGCGAGCUGGUAACAUUCAUUAAGAGAAUGAGUGAUCCAUUGGUGCUUACAAUAUUAAUCUCCCUCUUUGUGAAGUUACACAAUAUUGUUCGGGAUGACAUUGUAAAUGACGUCACUGCCGAGUACAUGUCCAUUUGGCCAAUGUCCGUCCCAAACUUGCAGUCGGUGGAUGUUGAGGCAGUUGCUGUCACAAUGAGGGAGAUGGUCAGUUAUUCAUUAAACAUCAACUCCAAUAACCACUGUUGGUUAGCUACCCAGGCAGAUAUUUACUUCGCAACCGAUCAGUUUUCUGCAGCCCUGCACUUCUACCUUCAAGCUGGUGCUAUUUGUUCAGACUUCUUCAAUAAGUGCGUUCCUUCCGAUGUGUACACAGACAUGGUGCUGAAGAGAAUGAUCAAAUGUUGUUCAAUGUUAAACUGCCACACACAAGUUGCAAUAUUGUGUCAGUUCCUCAGAGAGGUGGAUUAUAUGACUGCUUUCAAGGCUUUGCAAGAACAAAACAGUCAUGACGCAAUGGAUUCCUAUUAUGAUUAUAUCUGGGACAUCACCAUCUUAGAAUACUUGACACACAUCCAUCACAAAAGAGGGGAAACAGACAAACGGCAAAUAGCAAUUAAAGCCAUUGGACAAGCAGAGCUGAACUCCAGUAAUCCCGAGGAGGUGUUGCAGUUAGCAGCUCAGAAGAGAAAAAAGAAGUUCCUGCAAGCGAUGGCAAAACUUUACUUCUGACUGUUAAUUGACUUUUGAAGCAGGCACCUGUUCAGGCACUUCCAGCGUUUGACCGAUAACACUGCUCGUUUAACCAGUUUGUUAAAUUUCAUAAUAAAAUAAUGC
Messenger RNA from Hypanus sabinus (Atlantic stingray), 3252 nucleotides. It is a transcript of the gene ints8, whose product is annotated as integrator complex subunit 8. The record is from RefSeq and is a predicted model, not a curated record. NCBI's taxonomy places the organism in Eukaryota, Metazoa, Chordata, Chondrichthyes, Myliobatiformes, Dasyatidae. The transcript is spliced from 28 exons. Gene Ontology annotation, cellular component: integrator complex. Bases 157 to 3147 code for a protein of 996 amino acids. Gene Ontology annotation, biological process: snRNA 3'-end processing. Gene Ontology annotation, molecular function: protein binding.